AUGUCGAAGGAGCAGAAAUUGUCGAAAUGGUACUUCGGGGGCGUAGCCUCGGCGAUGGCCUGCUGCUGCACGCAUCCCCUCGACUUACUCAAGGUCCAACUCCAGACGCAGCAAGAGGGGAAACUGUCUGUAGUAAAAUUGACCAUAAAUAUUGUGAAAAAGCAGGGCGUGCUCGCUCUCUACAACGGUCUCUCGGCCUCGCUCUUGCGCCAGCUCACCUACUCCACGACCCGUUUCGGCAUCUACGAAAUCGUCAAACAACGCAUGGACAAAGACAGCGGUUUCGGUAGUCGCGUGGCCUUGGCGGCCUUCGCCGGUUCCGCUGGAGGCCUCGUGGGAACCCCCGCCGACAAAAUCAACGUUCGGAUGCAAAACGACAUCAAGCUCUCCCCGGACAAACGACUAAAUUACAAGCACGCCGUCGAUGGCCUGUGGCGCGUCUAUCGAGACGAGGGAAUCCCGCGUCUGUUUUCUGGCGCCACUGCUGCCACCUUCCGUGCGGCCUUGAUGACAAUCGGCCAACUGUCGUUCUACGACCAAAUCAAAAAAAUGCUUCUGACUACGCCGUAUUUCCAGGAUAACUUGACGACGCACUUCGUGGCCAGUCUUAGCGCGGGGGCGAUCGCCACGACUUUGACGCAACCGCUGGACGUGCUGAAGACGAGGACCAUGAAUGCCAAACCCGGGGAGUUCAAGGGGAUGUGGGAUAUUAUUUUGUAUACUGCCAAAUUGGGGCCGCUGGGAUUUUUCAAGGGAUAUGUUCCUGCGUUCGUCAGGUUGGCACCGCAGACGAUUUUGACGUUCGUGUUUCUGGAGCAGUUGAGGUUCAACUUCGGGGUCUUGCCAAAGCCAAAUUAGAAAAGUUAAAGGAACUAGUAGGAUUUAGAUUGUUGGUUGACUCUUCCUACUACAUUUUGUGUCAAACAUGGCAUUUAUAAGGAUACGUUGUUGUUUGUUAGAUAGGAAUUAGGAUGUUUGUGUUGUUAGUGUUUUUGUUGUGGAGUGGUAAGCACUGAUUUAAGCUUUAAGUUGUAAUUCUUGUGGUGACGUCAUACCAGUAAUAAUGUUGCAAUAUUUUACGGCCUGGAAACAACCAUAUUGUUUUCAAUUUUUUAUUUAUUUUCGAAUGGCAAUAUUGAUAUAUUUUUAUAAAGUAAUAUAUUUUUUCUUUCAAUAAUAAAGACAGUAUCUACACA
This is a messenger RNA of Zophobas morio, 1196 nucleotides long. RefSeq names its product mitochondrial dicarboxylate carrier-like. The transcript is spliced from 4 exons. Gene Ontology annotation, biological process: phosphate ion transmembrane transport; malate transmembrane transport; oxaloacetate transport. Bases 1 to 858 code for a protein of 285 amino acids. The record is from RefSeq and is a predicted model, not a curated record. NCBI's taxonomy places the organism in Eukaryota, Metazoa, Arthropoda, Insecta, Coleoptera, Tenebrionidae. Gene Ontology annotation, molecular function: succinate transmembrane transporter activity; thiosulfate transmembrane transporter activity; oxaloacetate transmembrane transporter activity.